UUGUCGACGUUUUGCAAACUGAAUUUUUCGUUUAAUUUGUAAGUUCUCGGAUGUUUUCAUUCAUUUCUUGAUCUGAUCAAAUGUACGCGAGUUAACAACUUGUUCAGAAAAUCUCCGUGUUCUGAAUACAUUAACCUAUUUGAAUUAUUCAUGUAGUCUUUCUGUAAAUUUACAAUUCUAAAAUGACAGCGCGUAGAAAACAAUAAAAACAGUAUUCAGGCCGCCACCUGUCAUAUGUCGUUGUUGAAUGUCGCCCACUUUAUGAGAGCGAACAAAAUCUUUCAAGGAAACAUUCGAACUUGCCGAGUGCUGCGUGCGAAAGAUAUAACUUGAGAGUUGUUCUGACAUAACUAAAUUUUCGCUGUAUUUAUUCGAUAACUCUCCAAGACUUAAAAGGACAUCAAUUGCUCGUUUUUCCAAUUGCUUUAUUGCCAUCUGGGAGGGCGAAUGGAGCCCUUCAAUCGUGGAUUGAAUCACAUCAGUGAACAACCGAGCAACAACUCGAGUGUUCAGACACCCAAGCCAUCGCUUGCGGGAGAAAGCGGCGAUAAGGGUCGAAGGAUUAUCAUCAACGUUAGUGGACUACGCUUUGAAACCUUCGAACAAACGCUUUGUCAGUUCCCGGAAACCCUGCUCGGUUCUUCGGCAAAAAGGGAUUUCUACUAUGACAUUGAAAACAAUGAAUAUUUUUUCGACAGAAAUCGCUCAUCGUUCGAGGCCAUUUUAUUUUUUUAUCAGUCGAAUGGCAAGCUAGUGCGACCUAGUGGUGUUCCCUUCUACGUUUUUUCGGAAGAAGUGAAAUUUUUUGAGCUUGGCAAGGAAUAUCUUCAGCGAUUGGAGAUAGACGAGGGCUACAUUAGCGAGAAGAAACCUGUAUUGCCGACUAACCAAACACAGAGGAGGAUAUGGGAAUUAUUCGAGUACCCCGAUAGCUCUAUGCCCGCGCGUUUUCUAGCUAUGUGGUCAGUUUCGGUUAUUAUUCUGUCCAUCGUCGUAUUUUGCCUCGAGACUCUGCCGAGCAUAAGAUGCAAGAAUGACUCAAGUGGACCUGGUUGCGAAAAGUACAGUGAUAGCGAUCAAGCUCAGGAAGUUUGGUACCGCGUAAUCGAGGUGCUAUGUAUCGCUUGGUUUACUCUAGAAUAUGUAGUGCGGUUGCUAUCGUCGCCGCAAAAGUUGGUCUUUAUUCGCACAUUUUUAAAUAUUAUUGACCUAGUGGCGAUAUUGCCGUACUAUAUUACACUUCCAAUGAAUGAAGCCCGGGUCACGUCGUUAGCUGUACUUCGAGUCAUUCGACUUGUGCGAGUUUUCCGCAUCUUCAAGCUCUCGCGUCACUCCAAAGGCUUACAAGUCCUCGGUUAUACUCUUCGCUCAAGCUCGAGGGAACUAGCCAUGCUUAUAUUUUUCCUGUUGAUCGGAGUAGUGCUGUUUGCAAGCGCUGUUUUCUACGCCGAACAAGACAGCAAAAACAGCCAAUUCAAAAGCAUCCCUGAUGCAUUCUGGUGGGCAGUGGUUACUAUGACAACGGUCGGGUAAGUCAAGAAUUUCCUCAUUUAGUCUUUAAAGCUAAAUUGAUGACCAACCAAUUCUUAGUUAAGUAUUGAUUCUGACGCUUUUAUGGAAGUAAGCCUCCUUGUUCUGGCAGUGCAGAGAUUCUAUUUGUGUUUUUCGUCGUACCUUACUUAUAUCGACAACCUGCCACUCUUGAACUAGGAACAUACGGCUUAUAUUACGAGUUCAAAAUUUCCUGAAUCUCAAUUUAAUUACUUUAUUCAAGGAGCUGAAAGAAUAUAAUGUUCAAAAAUACGUGACAAGAACUAGAAACGGGAUGUCGUAAAUCAUUGAACAAUAUGUUUGACUGAAAUGAAUGGUCCAUCCAUUCGUUUCAUUAACG
Molecule: messenger RNA, 1891 nt
Organism: Orbicella faveolata
Lineage: Eukaryota; Metazoa; Cnidaria; Anthozoa; Scleractinia; Merulinidae
Product: potassium voltage-gated channel subfamily A member 2-like
Source: RefSeq, a predicted model, not a curated record